Messenger RNA from Rubroshorea leprosula, 409 nucleotides. The record is from the annotation of a GenBank genome assembly. Lineage: Eukaryota; Viridiplantae; Streptophyta; Magnoliopsida; Malvales; Dipterocarpaceae.
CUCCCACCAUCUCAAAGCACAAAGUUUUCUCUUCAACCAAAUAAACAUUUUCUCUCAUUUUUCUCUCAAUUCCUAAGAAAAACACACUCUCAACCCUUCACACAGCUUAAAAUAUGUCUGGUAACCGUAUCAUACCCGGCGCCAAACCCGGCACCACCAACAAUCCUGCCAUCAUAAUCAACGUCAACAAUCCUGUCAUCAUAAUCAACAAUCCCGCCACCAACACCCACCGCCACCAACCCGCCGCCACUAAACUCCCCGCAUUUUGAUGGCUAUAUUCAGGUGUUUGACAUGCCAGUAGAGACACAGAUAUAAGAUUAAUGUGUGAUUAAGUGGUUUUCUCUUCUUUUUUUUUUUCUUUUCUGGGUGUAAUUGUUUUGGAUUUUCAUAAUAAACAAUAUUUUUCUAU